Molecule: messenger RNA, 2522 nt
Organism: Zophobas morio
Lineage: Eukaryota; Metazoa; Arthropoda; Insecta; Coleoptera; Tenebrionidae
Product: anoctamin-3-like
Exons: 14
Coding region: 15-2522 (835 amino acids)
Biological process (GO): chloride transmembrane transport
Cellular component (GO): plasma membrane
Molecular function (GO): protein dimerization activity; chloride channel activity
Source: RefSeq, a predicted model, not a curated record
AUUUGAUAACUUGAAUGGAGUCUGGUGGUAAAUCACUCCAAGGUGUUGCAAAGACAACUGGUCCACAAAAAAUCAAAGGAAUCUUACAUAAGAAAACCCGUUUCAGCAAACAAAACUACAACCAGGAAUUAUUAGCGGCUUCUGCGAGUAGCGAAGAAAAAAGAAUGAAAGCAGAUCGCAGAACUGACUAUGUCAUAGUUGUGGAUAGACAUAUCAAAACUUCCCAGUUCUACAAUUACGUGGUGAAAUUUUUGAACUAUCUGCAAGUGCGUGGAAUCAAAGUAGAACUAGGCUUUGGAAACAUCAAAGAAAACAUCUACGUGAAGCUUCAUAUCACAGAAGAAUCUGUACAGAAUUUUGCAUCUAUUUAUGACGUGGAUUUAGAAAGUGUGGGCCACAACUAUAUACCUGUGUCAUCAAUCAACUUGCAAAUCUGUCAGACACCGGUUACCUUAAAUCAGGAUAUUUUUACGAGAGAAGGGGAAGCUACGAACUCGGAACGAAUCUUGAUUAUUUAUGGCAUGCUGUGUGAGGCUCGUUUUGGUGAUAACAAUGACGAUAACAAGUAUGGAAUACAGAAACUGCUGAGUCUUGGUGCCGUGAAAGCUGUCUACCCUCUUCACGACGGUCCACACGAACUGGACAACACGCUAGACGAAUUUCUAAACGACAGACAAAUAUUGUUGAAAUAUUGGGCUUGUUUUGGAUUCUGGUACAAAGAACAACCUCUAAAUCUAAUCGAAAAGUACUACGGUACUGAAGUCGCUUUCUACUUCGCUUGGUUAGGCUUCUACAACAAAAUGCUAAUCCCGGCAAGCUUAGUAGGACUGUUGUGUUUUCUUUCCAGCGUGUUUUAUCUAUACAGUGGUUACCACUUCACUCUAGAAGAAACUUGUGACAGCGAUCUACUACUAUGUCCACGUUGUACCUUCGGACACACUUGUAUAGCUUCACCCUUGAAAUUUGAAUGCCAAAUGACCAAAUGGUUUAUCGUUUUCGACAACUACUUCACAGUGUUUUUUGCAGUGUUCAUGUCUUUUUGGGCAACUUUGUUCAUCAAUUUGUGGAAGCGGUUCGAGAAUGUGUUGAAGAUUCGGUGGCACGUUACUACGGCGACCACGCACGCGAAAACCCAGACUAGGUUGCCGUUCAAAGAAAAAGCAACACACAAAAGAAGAUCCGAGGUUACGGGUCAAAUUGAACCCUACACUCCUCCGUACCUACAAGCAUGUUACUACUUUUUGUCGUUUGGAACUUGCUUUCUACUGGUCGGAGUGGUACUCGUGGCAGUCAAUGGGGUCAUAAUGUACAGAAUCGUCAUGUCGGCGCUAAUCCGAAUGGGGAGUUCCGAUUUCUUCAAAAUCUAUGCGCCGUUUUUUGAAGCUUGUACAAGUUCGAUUUUACAAGUAAUCUUUAUCAAGUUUUACGGUCGAUUCUAUGGACCUCUGUCUGAGUGGUUAACGAACAUGGAAAACCCGAGAACCCAGUUCGAAUUCGACAACUCCGUAGUCCACAAACGAUACAUCUUGGGGUUUGCUAACAAUUACGCUUCGUUGUUCUACAUGGCUUUCUUCAAAGGUAGAUUCUACACUCCCAGGCAUACCGAAGUUAUUAGUAUAAAAACGGACCUCUGCAACACUCGCGGUUGCAUGGUAGCCCUUUGUAUCCAACUCUUCGUACUAAUGCUUCUAAAAUCAAUGGCCGGGAAUAUCUUGACGUUGGUAGUACCUAAGAUAACGAAGAAGUUCUCGAAAAAACCGACUCGUGAGGUUAGGUCACCGCCAUGGGAGGAAGAGUUUAAGUUGUACCCAGCUGGACGGUACCUUCUGACUACGGAGUUUAUGGAAAUGAUUGUGCAGUAUGGCUUUGUGACGUUCUUCGUAGCGGCGUUUCCUCUGGCUCCUCUUUGUGCGCUAAUCAACAAUGCAAUGGAGCUUCGACUAGACGCGUACAAACUGGUCACAAGGUACAGAAGACCAGUACCGAAGAGGGAGUCAGGGAUUGGUCCUUGGAAAGACAUACUAGAAGUGAUCACCCAUUUGAGCAUAGCCACUAACGCUUUCGUAUUAUCAUUUACCAGCGACUUUGUUUCAAGAGAAGCCUACAAGUACGAACACGGGUCCCUACGUGGCUACAUCAAAUCGACGUUGUCUGUUUAUGACAUAGAUGACAAUAUGAAGUACGGCCACAACGAUUUAGUUGGAAUGCCACCUAAUUCAACACUGUGUUACUACAGAGGUCUGCGGUACCCUCCAGACCAUCCACAAAAGUACCAGUUUACAAAUCAAUUUUGGUACGAAAUCGGUAUGCGGUUGAUGUGCAUUUUGGUUUUUGAGCACGUUAUAAUGCUCACGAACGGAAUUAUUGCCUAUUUUAUUCCCGAUGUACCAACAAAAAUAAAAAAGACUCUAGAGUAUGAGAUGAAUAUUGACAUGGACGCUAAGCUUCAAGUGAUGAAUGAUGAAGCAAGGUCAGCACGGAAGUAUCAGAGUUCACCUAAGUUAAAAAUAAAAAGAAACUAG